ACACACUCUCUACUCUCUAGUCUAAUCAUCAUCAUCAUCGUCGGCAUCUUCUCAGAAAUUUCUCAUCUCUUGAAAAACAAAACAAAAAAGUAAGACUUAUUCAUGCACUCCCACAAAGUGUUCAUUAAGAAAGAAAAAUGGUGUUUAUAUAUUAGUGUAUUAGCUAUUAUUUGCUUAAUUAGCAAAGUAUUGAAGAUUUUGUAAGAGGGUUUUUAAGCAAAGAGAAAAUUAAUGAAUUGGUUUAAGCAGAUAAAUACAAGUAGUAACAACAACAAUGGUGUCAGUAGAGCUGCAAGGAGAUUGUCACUAGGUGAAUACAAAAGAGCAGUAUCAUGGUCCAAGUAUUUAGUAUCAUCAGGUGGAGAAAUCAAAGGAGCAGAAGGAGAAGAAGAAUGGAGCGCUGAUAUGUCUAAAUUAUUUAUAGGCCAAAAAUUUGCAUCAGGGAGACAUAGUAGAAUUUAUAGAGGGAUUUACAAACAAAGAGAUGUUGCUAUUAAGAUGAUCAGUCAACCUGAAGAAGAUGAACAUUUAGCUUCUUUUGUAGAGAAGCAGUUUAACUCUGAAGUUGCUUUGCUUUUUCGACUCCCGCAUCAUCCUAAUAUCAUUAUGUUCGUAGGAGCAUGUAAGAAACCUCCCGUCUUUUGUAUAAUCACCGAGUAUCUAGCAGGGGGAUCCCUGAAAAAAUACCUCCACCAGCAUGAACCUCAUUCGGUUCCGUUAGACGUAGUUCUAAAAUUUUCCCUCGACAUAGCACAUGGAAUGUUGUUUCUUCACUCACAAGGAGUGCUUCAUAGAGAUCUUAAGUCAGAAAACUUGUUGCUCGACGAAGAUAUGUGUGUCAAAGUUGCUGAUUUCGGGAUCUCAUGUUUAGAAUCUCAAUGUGGGAGCGGAAGUGGCAAAGGUUUCACAGGCACUUAUCGUUGGAUGGCGCCAGAAAUGAUCAACGAAGAACAUCAUACAAAGAAAGUUGAUGUUUAUAGUUUUGGUAUAGUCCUGUGGGAGCUGUUAACAGCAUUAACACCAUUCCAAGACAUGACUCCUGAACAAGCUGCUUUUGCAGUCUCCCAGAAGAAUGCAAGACCACCAUUGCAUCCGGCUUGCCCAAUAGCUUUCAGUAACCUAAUCAAGCGAUGUUGGUCAAGCAAUCCUAAUAAGAGACCACACUUUGAAGAGAUUGUUUCAAUUCUUGAAGGCUAUGCAGACGCAUUUGAAGAAGAUCCUACAUUCUUUUCAUCUUACAAACCUUCGCGACAUCAACAAUUCAAGCGAUACAUCCCUAGGUGUAUUACUGCCCGUCAGUCUGCUACAUUUGCAUCUUAGAUUUCUCUUCACGGUUUAAUUUUGCCUAACACAGUUUAAUAGCUAUUAUUAGUACCAUGUAUGUUUUUCUGCUUUCCAUGAUUCUUGGUUAAAUGAAAUGAAAACCAAAUAGCCGAAUAGGGAUGUAAAAGGGUUCCUUGGAGAUUUGGAUCUUGGCAUGUAAGAAACUCUCAGGCACCGAAUCUGGACUUUCUGUCUCGCACCAAUUAUGCGUCUAUUGAUUGAUCACCUACAAUGUUGUAAUGUAAAUACACGAAGGAACAAACGAUUCAAAUUUGUCAAGAUUUGUGGAUGUUAGAUCCU
Papaver somniferum (opium poppy) is the source of this 1623-nucleotide messenger RNA. RefSeq names its product serine/threonine-protein kinase HT1-like. The record is from RefSeq and is a predicted model, not a curated record. Bases 232 to 1320 code for a protein of 362 amino acids. NCBI's taxonomy places the organism in Eukaryota, Viridiplantae, Streptophyta, Magnoliopsida, Ranunculales, Papaveraceae. Gene Ontology annotation, biological process: protein phosphorylation. Gene Ontology annotation, molecular function: ATP binding; protein kinase activity. The transcript has 3 exons.